Molecule: messenger RNA, 1233 nt
Organism: Rhizophagus irregularis DAOM 181602=DAOM 197198
Lineage: Eukaryota; Fungi; Glomeromycota; Glomeromycetes; Glomerales; Glomeraceae
Source: RefSeq, a predicted model, not a curated record
CUUUCAUGAGAAUAAAAAGAAAAAUUCACAUAAAAUAUUUAGAAUCUUUUGUCUCUUUAUUGUUACUCUACGAUUACUAAUAUCAAAAUGCAAGUCACUGAAAAUACAAACGAAUGGAUUAACUGGAUUGAAGAAUCUGUUUCUAAGGAAUAUUAUAGAUUUUACGAACGUGCCCAUUUUAGUAACAUUCAAAAAGUUGGUACUGGAAGAUUCGGAAAAGUUUAUCGUGCAAAUUGGAAAAAUUCAGGAAAAUAUUUAGCCUUGAGAUCCUUUUUUAAUCUUGACGAUGUUACCGCAAAAGAAGUUGUUCAUGAGCUUAAGAUUCAUCGUGAUAUACAAUUUCAUAAUAAUAUUAUUAAAUUCCAUGGAAUUGCAAAAUUUGACCCAGAAAAUCAAAAUUUUCAAUCAAAUAAUUAUUUGUUAGUAAUGGAGUAUGCUGAUUCUGGUACUCUUAAAAAUUAUUUAAAAGAAAAUUUCAAUAAUCUUACCUGGAAUGAUAAAUGUAACUUGGCGUAUCAAUUAGCUUGUGCCGUUUCAUGUUUACAUAAUGAAGGAGUAGUACACCGUGAUUUGCAUUCCAGCAAUGUAUUAGUCCGUCAGAAUACUAUCAAAUUAUCUGAUUUUGGGUUAUCAAAGAGAAUUGAAUUAUCAUCCAACGCACAAUCAAAUUUACUUGGAACAAUUCCUUACGUUGAUCCAAAGGGAUUUAGUGAACGAAGAGAGAAUAAAAAUUCAACACAAAUAUCCUCAUUAAAUGAAAAAAGUGAUAUCUAUAGUGUUGGCGUAUUAUUCUGGGAGAUAUCAAGUGGUCAUCCUCCCUUUUAUACUGAAGGUGGACAAUAUGAUAUUGAUUUGGCUUUAGAAAUUUCACAGGGUCUUAGAGAAAAACCCAUUCCCAAUACCCCUGAUGAUUAUAUUAAAGUUUAUACUGAUUGUUGGAGUGGCGAACCCGUUAAUCGUCCAACCAUAAACCAAGUAGUAGAAAGAUUAAAAACAAUUAUUGAAAAAUCAAACAUAAAUACUGUGGAGAAUAAAGAAGAAUUCGUUUGAUGGAUGAUACAAGAACUUUAGCAGUUAGGAGAUAAUCAGAUUUAUUACUGUAUAUAUAGUAUCUCUCACAUUUCUCAAUAUUUCUCAAUAAUAUUUUGUCGCAAAUAGUAAUAGAUCGCUCUUUAAAUUUGAUUCUUGCUUUCAAAUUAUCUAUAAAUAAAGGGUUCAUUAUUACUUACUACA